CGGGAACGUCGCUGUUAAUUUCCAGACACUCAGGGCGUGUGUCGUUGUGUCGUCCACGGCCAUACACAAAGCAUAAAUUUCAUUUCACGGCUGUAAACAAAAGAAACGAGAUAAUAUAAAUAGUUUUUCUUGCAACAAGUUUCUCACGUCGUUCCGUUGCUUUUGGUAUGCGAUACAACAGUGGCCAUUACUCGUCUAGUGUAAAUCGAAUAGCUGCAUUAUAAAUAUGCCCGUGGCAAUGAACCGGAGACGUGUGAACAAUUUCACAUACGUCAGCCCUUGUGUCAAGUACAUGAUAUUUUUGCUGAACUUUUUGUUUUGGUUGUUUGGCGGUUUGUUGGUGGCAGCCGGUACAUUUGCAUUUUACGAAAAAUGGAAUACUAUGGGUUCUAUCAAGUUGAACACUUUCUCAGACGUUAUACUCAAUAUAUCCCUAGUUCUGAUCAUAGCCGGACAAAUCAUAUUCAUUGUUAGCUUUGCGGGAUGUAUUGGUGCUCUACGUGAAAAUACAACCCUUCUUAAAUUUUUACCUUUCAAAAAUAUUGCUGCUCAGAUUGCAAAUGUUAGUGUCAGCAAUUUAAGUGUUUCACAAACACCGAAAUUCAGUACGAAAAAUACUGAUAAAUUAAAGAAGUCGAAACCCAGGAACAAUGAUAAAAUUAUUUUUAAGCUACUUGAUUGUUAUGACGAAUUACUUAAUAUCCAAGCCAAGUCUCCAAUAUAUACUAAUAGUUUAAAACCAAUGAAUGACAGCCAAUUUAAUUUUUAUAAAAAAUAUGUUAUUAUUGAUAGAGAUAAAAUACUUAAUCUAAUGUAUAGCACUAUAGAUCAAGCAAACAUUAGUGCUUGGCGGUUGCAUAGGCAAACAAGACUCUCAGCCAGUUCAAAAGCUCAUCAGAUAAAUACAAGACGUAAUAGAAACGAGGAAUUGGCUGAACGGUUUGUAAAAGACAAAAAAAUUGUAGGGAAAGGUUUAAAAUAUGUGGAAUAUGGAAUUGGAAUGGAAGAUUUUGCUUCUGAAAAGUAUUCACUUGUACAUAAUGUACAUGUUAUAAAGUGUGGCCUAGUAGUACAUCAAAAACAACCUUGGAUUUGUGCAAGUCCAGAUGGUUUGGUUAUUCAUAACAAUAAAGUAAAAAAAUUGUUGGAGAUAAAGUGUCCAUACACUUGUAAAGAUACCUUAUUGGUUGAUGAAGAUAAUGGAAAGCUUAGAGUUCCAUACUUAAGAUAUAAUGAAGAACAAAAUACUAUUGAUUUAAAGCAAAACCACAUCUAUUUUACUCAGUGUCAAAUUCAGAUGUAUUGUACUGGGAUGGAGGAAUGUGAUUUAUUUGUUUGCACAAAAGCUGACUGCAUAACUGUUACUGUUAAGAGAGAUGAAAUAUUUCUUGAAAAAUUAGUCAGAAAAAUGGAAUUUUUUUAUUUCAAUUACUAUCUUCCUGAAUUAACUAAAGUUAAUUCUUAAUUUUUUAACAUUACAGCAAAAUUUUUUAGAUAUAUUAUUAUAAAGUCAUGCAAAUUACUUUUAAGGAUUUUAAAUUGUAUUUUAAAAAUUAUAUUAUACGGACAUUUAUUUACAGUAUAUAUUUUUUUUGUUCAGAGUUACUACUUUAUCAUCUAUUUAACUUCCAAUUUUCUGUAAUAUUGACACUAGUCAUAAACUAGGCUUUAUGUAAUUUCUAAAGAGUGUGAGAAGAAAACUGCAUUAUCUUAUGGUUAUUUGGAAGUGGGAGAAGUUAUAAGUUAGUUAUAAUUUUCAUUUCAAAAUUAAAUGCUUCAACUGAAUUGUAGGAAAUUAAUUUGGAGCAUAAACUCUUUUUCUUAUAAAAGUAGUUAUGAUGAACAGCAUGGCAUCCUCCAAACUAACUACUGAAUAUACAGUGACUAAUUCCUUAAUAUACUAUGAUACCACUCUUACUAAUGUAGUUGCAGCUGGAAGUUAUGUUGAAUGUUGAUGUAAUAUAAAGUUAACAGCCAGUUGAUAAACUUGAGACUUCCUUAAUUGAUGAUCAUAUGAAUUGGAUAGAUAGAAAUUUAGUUUUUUUUUAGUCUGUAUCAAAUCUUUGAAAACCAAUCUGUUUGUUUAUGUAUAUUUUUUUUUUGUAAUGAACUCCAAAUAGCAUUAAACACGUAUGAAUUCUUAUUGUUGUUAAAUAUUAUUGCACAUUGAAUUAAUAAAAAUAAAACUAGUGAAACAUUAUACAUUACUUUAGUUUUAGUUAGUUUCUUGUAACUAAGAUAGCCAAAUUUCAAAUUAUACAACCAAGCAUGAGCCGAGGAAGUAUUAGGCGUUUGUUGACUCUCACUUACUUACCGAAAUAUACUUAUUUUUGAAAUUAAAUUAUAAGCAUACAACUGCUCUGAUAAAUAUAAUCUAAUAAGAUAAUAAUUUAAUAUGAAACAUU
Molecule: messenger RNA, 2405 nt
Organism: Myzus persicae (green peach aphid)
Lineage: Eukaryota; Metazoa; Arthropoda; Insecta; Hemiptera; Aphididae
Product: tetraspanin-33-like
Exons: 4
Coding region: 227-1465 (412 amino acids)
Biological process (GO): protein localization to plasma membrane; protein maturation
Cellular component (GO): membrane
Source: RefSeq, a predicted model, not a curated record